AUUAAAAUAAAAUCUUAUUUUUUGCAAAACAAUUCUUAUCAUAAAUAUUGAUUACACUGAUUAAUACAUGACAUUAUCUAUAACUCCAGGCGCCAGCUCAGGCAUCGGAGCGGCCACUGCCCUGCACUUCGCAUCCCUGGGCAGCGACUUAGCCCUCGUCGGCAGAAAUUUGGCUAAUUUGGAGGCAAUUAGGAAACAGAUCGCAGACGCCGGACAUACGGUUAAAGUGGCGCUAAUAGUGGCCGACCUGUCCAAAGAAGGGGACACCAUCUCAGCGGUGAAUAAGACUGUCGAGGCGUUUGGAAAGCUGGACGUAUUGGUGAACAGCGCCGGUAUCCUAACGCGAGGCACCACCGAGAAUACCACACUCCAGGCCUACGACGAGCUGAUGAACGUUAACCUCAGAUCUGUGUUUCAUUUGAUUCAACUGUCGAUCCCUCACUUGAGGCGAACCAAAGGCGCUAUCGUUAACGUUUCCAGUGUUACAGGACUCCGGGCUUUCCCGGGAGUACUGGCGUAUAAUCUGAGUAAAGCCGGGUUGGAUCAGUUGACAAGAACUGCGGCUCUAGAACUGGCGGCCGAUGGUGUCCGUGUGAAUGCUGUCAAUCCCGGUGUUAUCGUAACAGAUGUUCACAAACGUGGAGGAAUGGGUGACCAAGAAUAUGAAAAAUUCCUAGAGCACAGCAAAACCACGCACGCUAUGGGACGGGUGGGUGAGGCCAUCGAAGUGGCCAAAGCGAUCGCAUUCCUGGCCAGUGAUGACUCGUCGUUUACUACUGGCGCUUCACUGCCUGUCGAUGGGGGUCGGUCUCAGAUGUGCCCGCGUUAGGCAUCAAAUGGCAAACGGUUAACAAUUUAUAGGCUGAUAGUGAUUACAAUUUAAGUCCAUUAUCAACAAAUACUCCACAAAAGAGGCAUACAUUUCCGACCAGAAUAUCCGUUUAAAUGUAAAAAUUCUUACAAUAGAAAGUAAUCAAUAAAUUGUUUUUAUUUUCAUAAAUUAGAAGUGCUUUUCAAAUUGUUUACUAAAAUAUAUAGAAAAUACUUUGUACACCA
Messenger RNA from Oppiella nova, 1056 nucleotides. NCBI's taxonomy places the organism in Eukaryota, Metazoa, Arthropoda, Arachnida, Sarcoptiformes, Oppiidae. The record is from the annotation of a GenBank genome assembly.